Molecule: messenger RNA, 7001 nt
Organism: Conger conger (European conger)
Lineage: Eukaryota; Metazoa; Chordata; Actinopteri; Anguilliformes; Congridae
Gene: tbcelb
Product: tubulin folding cofactor E-like b
Exons: 9
Coding region: 261-1613 (450 amino acids)
Biological process (GO): protein folding
Molecular function (GO): alpha-tubulin binding
Source: RefSeq, a predicted model, not a curated record
AGUGGCGCAGAGGUCGGUUAAUACGUAUUGCGUCACUUCCAGGAUGACGGGGGAGGGGGGGUUGGUGUGACAAGUGAUCAACAAUAACAAGAAUUAUCACAGCGACUCGGAGAGGCUGAGCUCCCAGGCUGUUUUGUGUUCGCCUCUCUGCGCCUCCAAGCUGGGAAAGGUCAUUUGAGAGGGAAUCGAGGAGGAUCCAGGGGCCAGGCCUCUCUGUGCAGCUGCCCAGUUGCAGGCCAUUCCUGCUCCACCCGAGGUCUAUGAGUGUUUGGCUUUUCUACUGUUGGGGGCCAUCGGAUAGAGAGGGGAUGUGGGACGGGGCCAUGGAUCCGCCUGAAGAGGAGGGGCGCACGUUCAUGCAGGUGAUCAGCGAGAAGUACAGCCCGGAGAACUUCCCUUACCGCCGCGGGCCCGGCAUAGGGGUGGUGGUGGUUCCGACCGGCCCACAGGGGUCACCCAUGAAAGAUCGGCUGAACCUGCCCAGCAUCCUGGUGCUGAACGGCUGCGGAAUCAGCCGUGCGGGAGACGAGGGGGAGAUCGCCGCCUUCUGUGCUCACGUGGUGGAGCUGGACCUGUCCCACAACACCCUGCAAGACUGGCACGAGAUCAGUAAGAUUGUGACAAACAUCCCGAACCUGGACUUCCUGAACCUGAGCUCCAAUCCCCUGAGUGAGUCUGUGCUGGAGCCCAGCUGUGCAGAGGCCUUCGUCAGAGUGCGCCGGCUCGUCCUCAACAACACCCGCGUGUCCUGGGACACCGUGCACAGCCUCACGCGAGAGAUCCCUGAGUUGGUGGAGCUCUUCCUGUGCCUUAACGAGUACGACAGUGUGACCCCCUCCACCGUACCCUGCCCCUCUCUACGCCUGCUGCAAAUCACAGACAACAACCUGCAGGACUGGGACGAGGUGCGCAAGUUUGGGCCCAUGUUCCCCGGCCUGGAUACCCUGGUCAUGGCCAACAACAACCUGACCUCCAUCCAGGACCCCAGGGACACGCUCCGCCGCCUCUUUCCCAACCUGCGCACCGUCAAUCUGCACAACUCAGGUCUGAACCAAUGGGAGGAUAUAGAGAAGCUGAACUUCUUCCCCAAGCUGGAGGAGGUGAGACUGCUGGGAAUUCCAUUACUGCAGACCUACACCAACACAGAGCGGCGCAGCCUCAUAGUGGCACAGCUGCCCUCCGUGACGGUGCUGAACGGGAGUGUGGUGACGGAGGCAGAGAGGGAGGACGCCGAGCGCUUCUUCAUCCGCUUUUACCAGGGCUAUUCUGAGGAGGAGGUGCCUUACAGGUACAACAUCUUGGUGACAAAGUACGGGAAGCUGGCGCCACUGGCUGACAUCGACCUCCGGCCGCGCUGUCAUGCCAAGGUGGAGGUGCACUGCGAGGACAAGGUGGAGCUGGUGAGCAUCCGGCUGGACCAGACGGUGGCAGAGCUGAAGAAGCAGCUGAGGACAGUUGUGCAGCUCUCCAUCAACAACAUGCGGGUCUACUACAUCGAUAAGGAGGUGGCCUCCCACCUCGGCCCGGAGGAGCUGAAGUACAGCACGCGGGCCCUGCACUCCUACAGCAUCCGGGACGGGGACGAGAUCCUGGUGGUCCCAAAGUCCAAAUGACCACCAAGCUGCACUUGAAGUGGUGGGGUUGGGGUGGGUGGAGGGGGCUGUGGGAAUCCUCUUUUUGCUCUUGUUUCCUCCUAGCACAAGCUCGCUUCCUAGUGCUUUUUGGGAAGCCCAGUAUCCCUGGCUUCCGAGGCUCCUCGCGCAGCCCCUCCCCCGGCCUGCUUUCCGCACCUCUGUGUGGGGCACAGAUGAUCCUUCAGCAACGUCACUUCAGCUCAGUGUAUUUACGUGACACCUCACGCUGCGCUGUCAUGCACACUCAGAUAGGCACACUCAAAAGUACAGUAUGAUGCUUCCCCUGAGAAACAUACGCGCAAAAAGUCCGUUGUUCUUAUACUGACUCCUGUUGAUCCCGGAGGGAGCCUUUAUUUUCGUUUUUUAUUUAUUGUUUCCUUUGUGUGGUUUAGGAAUGUUUUUAGAAAGCUGUCUCCUUGGAUACCUUAAAAGGACCUCAGCAUCCUCAUUCUAGGGCGGUUUUCAGAGCUCAACCAGAAGUGUUUGAUGAAGUGGAGACUGGGACAAGAGAGUUUUGAAAGUGCUUAUCAGGCCAGGUUGCUGUAUUACGUUUUCUUGCCCAAGACCCAACCCAAUUGCACAUGCACCCUCAUCUAUACACUCACAGAUGCCUACAGAUGGCCUAUUACUGCACAGGUACGUAAGAAUAAAGUAAAGCGCAUUAGAAUGCGAUAGCUCUGAGGAUGACCUGCUUUCACCUGCAAUGGCCAGUAUGGUGCUCAAAACUCAUUUUAUGGAACCAAAUAAUGGAACGCAGUUUUCUCACAGCCAGUUAGGAAGUGUAGACAUGGUGAGAAGGAAACAAUGUUGAGAUGUAAAGAGGACUUUUUUUGCAUUUCUGUGCAAACCCCAAUUAGAAGGCAUCAGUUUGAUGCAGUUGCACACCGAGGACCAGAGUUUGAGUCCCGGUCCUGCCAAAGCCGAUUACGGCCGGCUCAUGUGGGAGUGGCAUAAUUGGCCUGCCGCUUCUAGGGUGGGGGGAGGGUCUCGGCAGGGUUAGUAGGAUUUUCGUGUAUAUCAGGCUGCGCCCUGAUUGCCUCGGAAUCAGUCACAGGCAGGUUGGAGAACGGUGUGGCUUGGAGAAGGCGUGUUAUUCCAUGGAUCGCUAGAUCUCAACGGGCCGCUGAGGGAUGAGGACGUAGACUGUGUAUCAUUAGCAGUUAGCAUGGGUAAUUGGACGAAAAUGGGGGAAAAAAUCUGAAAAUAAAUAAAUCAUGGUCAAGACCAUUCAGGGUUGGUUGAAUGUAUGGUGCUGAGCAUUGCACAGCAGUACACCAUGAUGGCUCCCUUGGUUAUGGUCUGUGGGUCAAACUCGCUAGGGUGUAAACCAAUCGAUUUUCCUGGCAUUCACAUGGAAUCAUGGAUACUUAAGUGCUGUUAACACAAUCCAUUUCAUGCAAUUGCAUAUACAUAUAUGCUAAAAUACUUUUCCUUUUUUUAAUUAAUAUAUUCAUUAUGAACAAUGUUCUAGUGUCUAUUAAUCAGUAGUGGCUUGAUUGAGCAGCUCGCUCCAUCAAUGUAUUCUUUAUUACACUCCAUGUUGAGUUAGUGUCAUUUUAAAAUAAUUAUCUUUCUUCCUAAAACCUUGCUUCUUCACAUGGAAUUAAACACAGUAUAUAUUCUUUCUCUGUGUUCUUUCAUUUCUUUCUUCAGUCACUGAAGCCUUGGUUCUUAUGAGAAAGAGUACCUUGAUAAUUCCUCAUUAAUCUCAUCCUGUGCAAGUGUCUCAGUGUUAGGUUUGGACAGCAAGACGUAAAGCUUUCAAAUGGAAACACCAUCCUUCAGUGCAGAAAAGCUAUAGACAAGGGAAACGUACUGUAUUUAUAAACGCCGAUAAAUGCAGCCAUAUUUGAGAAACCUGAGGGAGUUUAGUGCAGGAGGUACUCCAUGCUAUGUGCUCCACUGACCCCUCUCAUUUGGGCAGAGGGGGAAGUCAUUGAGUCCAGGGGGUGAUGGGAUGUCAGGUUGUGCCGAGGUCUUCCCGGGCCUUCCUGCUGUCCGUCUCCUCAUGAAUGGAGAGCCUUUUCCCCGGGGGGACUUGAGAAAGUGAGAGAGACGCGGAGGACGGUCAACCUUAACUGGCCGAAACCCACACCGGCUGUCGCGCCGUCCAAGAGACUUCCUCCCGAGUUCAGAUUAAAAUGGGCUCUCUCCCAACAAACACGGGCUGUGUCUUCAACCAGACUCCAAAAACCUUGAAACCUGUACAAGAAAAUGCUGAAGCCCAACACCUCAUUCAGGGCCCAGGUUUUCUGGCAGAAAAUACCUUGUUGUGAAUUCUUCACUUCAAUGAGAGUGAGAAAUAAUGUGGUUCACACCUGUGACCCAGGUAAUCCAUAACUAGGCCAGAGGUAUAGCUGUUGCCAUGGUGUCUCCUUUUUUUGCAUCCUGAGAUUCCUAGUCAUAUUGAGCUGGUAAUGAUCUGAUGAAGAUGUUAUUUUAAGGUUCAGUUACAGUAUACCCUUGAGAUGGUCUGACCAGUCUAAAUUGACUGGCUGUUUCAUACUUUCUGGAAUGAAAGACCAUGGACCAUAACAGUCAAGAAUAUGUAUUGUGUAAUCAUGUUUUUUUUAUUUUAUUAAGUUUUUAUAUUUAAUUAUAUUUUACGGGGUGCAAAUUGUCUGCAGAGCAAGAGUGGCAUGUCUUUGUCUUCAUAGCUUCAGUGAGAGAAAGGUCCUGGCAUGCUUGUGUAUUGCUUGCUUCCAGCAAAGAAAAGUCUCUUCCAGCAAACUAUUGUGAAUACCACUGUGAAUAUGGAUGCUGUUUAUUUAUUGUCUGUUGUAGGCAUGGGAUUAGCACAGCUGGAUUCAGGUUGUUUCUUACUUUUAUCAACAGGAAAUUGCAAAAAAAAAAAAACCAUGGCAAAAAUAGUCAUCCAAAAGGAGCAUUUUACAUUUUAGCAAUUUAGAAACAAGUUUGUCUUUAUUACCAAGCAGUGCCCAGGAUGCAGUCCAAGUAUUAUUUCUCACGAUUCAUUCCAUGGGUCAUGCCCAGCGCUCUUAGCUUCUUUUUCUGGACCACCAGUUUGACCCCAUGGUCAUUUUGCCUUUUCUUUGCCGACUGGAAUCGAUUCCAUACAUUUUGGGUAUCUGGUUUAGCCGUGCGCCCCCUUCUCCUUUCCCCCCAGUUCCCACAGUGUUAGCCUGAUCCUGAGCGAAAUCUGUCCGCAUCUCCCCAUGGCCCCUCAGUAUCAGGUGAGGGAGUCCACUGCAACCCUACCCUGGCAUACAGUGUGAAUGCUGAACACUGGUCAACACUAAUGGACAAGAGUAUUUCCUUUAGUCUCAUUCUCUCUCUCGCACUCUCUCCCUGUUUCUGUCUCUUUGUGCGAUUUAGAUUAAACUGAGACACAAAGUGUUUCUUCGGGAAUGGUCAUUGUUGUGACAUAGAGACGGGGGGCGGGGUUGGCUCCGUUCCCCUGCCCUUCUCAGUAAUGCAAAUACACAUAGUGUUGUGGAGAGCAAAAUAGAGAAUUCUGCUUAAAAUAUUGAAUUUAUAUUAUUAUUAUGAUUAUUAUGAUUAUGAUUACUAUUAUUAUGAUUAUUUAUUUCAGUCAUGGUUAUAUGUUGUUUCAAUUCUGGAUUAUGUGUGGUGACAGUGAGUUGCGUUGCUUUCACCUGUCCAAUUACAAGCCUUGAAAUGAGUCUGCAGGUGGCCAGGUGUUGGAGCCAAAAUGUCUGCUGGUGUCCUUUCCACUGCAGUGUUUUUCCCAGCCCUUUGCAGCAGCCUGGUCUCUAGAAGUGUAUGGCCUUUCCUUUUCUGUAAAUACACUGGCUUUAAUGUAGGUACAGAAAUUACUUGUGAUCGCCAUACUUUUUAUAGGCCAUUUUGGACUGGAAAGUACCCCUUUGCGUGGAGCUUAGUGCAUUGGAGGCGUUGGAGUAACAAUCUUGCCCUGGAUUUCUUGUUCACUGGAGGCGUGAAAAUCAUGAUUUUGUAAUGAAGCUGCUCGCAGCUAGCUGUUUUAAAGUAUGCACAGUUACAGUGUGCAUUGCUGGAAUUUCUCACAUGUGAUGACAUGUGAGAAAAACAACUAAUUGGGUGAAAUAAUGUAGCACAGUUGCUAAAAUUGUGAGGGGAAUCAGAGGGUAGGUUUCAUGCAAACCAGUUUAAAAAUGGGGAGUUAUUUAUCAAUGGCAGAAGGCAGAAAAGUCCAGUCAUGAUUUAGUUGUAAUAUUCAAAGUAGCAUGGCGCUGGCCUUUGACAUAUACGUAUACAAGGCCAGUCACUUAGAAGUGGGGGAAAUGGAAAUUUUAUAUCACUGGAGGGGUCAGGGGAAAUGUGAUCAUUCCUUUCUUAAAUGUGUUUCAUAAAGGGAAGACCAGACUUAAGUUCUAUCACUUUGAAUGUCUUCUGCCUGACUCUCUAAGUGCUGAUUUAAGUGUCCAAAUGUGUGAUCUAGAAAAGUACAUUUUAAACAAAAUAAGGUAUUUACUAAAUAUGUACAGGAAAAUUAUAAAGUAUGUGAAGUAUGUUUCAUAAUGUCAGGUGCUCGGGAUAUGGUUGUAUUAUGGUCAGUUGCAUUGUGAAGGCCAAUGAGAACACCACUGGGACUUGGUUCAAAGAAAUGGUGUAUAAGAAGCUCUAAAUGAUGUGGAGACAAGCCUUUUUUCUGUAAAACAGGAUAGAUUUCUUGAGCAUUGUAAAUAAUAUAAAGUAACUGAGAAAGAAAGAAAAAAAUGUAGUGCAACCAGCACGCUGUAUAACUUGCAGGAUGUCACCUUGGUGAGAGUGCGAGACUGUUUGUUGGUAAUAGUAUUUAAAGUGUGGACAGUCAGAGUCUCCAAAUUUCUACACAGCUUGUUUGAACGAACAGCAUGCCUCCCAGCAUCAGAAGCUCCAGAGAAAGUAGGUUUCCACUGUAUGUUCAGUUUCAUGCAAGCUCACGGACCGUGCUUUACCAAAGAAAUUAUUGUUAAACUAAGAACGAGAAUAAGAAAAAGUACUUGGCUGUUGCGGUCAUUUGGAUGUUUUUGCUUGCCAUGUUUAGAAAUAGUUUACCACCAAGCCCAUAUUAGAAUUUCUAUAGCAGUUGGAGUAUUGCCGUCUCCUUUACACUCACAUGGGAGAGGGGGUCAGAAGGUUAACUGUGAUAUAUCUGUCUGGGCAAGGAGGUUUGUGAACUUCCUUAUUCUAAGAGUUGGAUUGUCAGUGUUAGCUAACCUGCUGGAAGCCAGAUUGCAGUUCCAAGACAAUCCCAUGGUUGUAGUUACUAGAUUGAUUGCUCUGAAUAUCUGUCCCUGGCUUUGCAGCUGUGUAGAAAGAAGUUGAAAUGUUUGUUACCAGGAGAGCCACACCCUUGUCUCUCACUGACCCUUACUGUGAAACGAUGAUUUAUUAAACCUUGAAGAGUUUCCUGAUUUUGAA